AAAGGGGAAAAAAAAAGGAAGAGAUUUGGUAACCAACUAGAGAACAAAACAAAAGCUUAGGGGAUGUGUUGGUGGGGCUGGGCAGAGAGCAAUGGACAAGACAAGAAAUAUUAAGCUACUCUCGACUCCCGCUUUGCUUUCUCCGUUGGCAAUUGAUGUUGAAUUUGUGUAAACCCCGAGGAGGCUCCCGCUUUGCCUCUGUCUGAGAGUAGAGUACUUUGAUGGCUGUCUAUUCAAGUCCCGCUCUUUGGUCGACUGCUUCUCUCCUCUCUUCGCCUCCUCCUCGCCUAUGUUUCACUCGACGGACUCUCAGACCCUCCUCCGCCUUUUCUUCUCCACCUCUCCCUUCCAAUGCCCGAGGAAAAGCAUUUCCAGGUGAUGCAGUCCUAGACACGAAAGAAUCCCCCCUUGUGGUUUGUUUCGGGGAGAUGCUAAUUGAUUUCGUCCCAACCACCAAUGGACUUUCAUUGGCCGAAGCACCUGCAUUUAAAAAAGCUGCUGGAGGAGCCCCUGCUAAUGUUGCAGUUGGCAUAGCUCGUCUUGGUGGCUCAUCAGCCUUUAUUGGGAAGGUGGGCGAAGAUGAAUUUGGAUACAUGCUUGCUGAUAUAUUAAAGGAGAAUAAUGUCAACAAUGAAGGGAUGCGUUUUGAUCCUGGUGCACGAACUGCUUUAGCAUUUGUUACGUUGAGGAGUGAUGGGGAACGUGAGUUCAUGUUUUAUCGUAAUCCUAGUGCUGAUAUGUUGCUUCAAGAAGCUGAACUUGAUUUUGAUUUGAUAAGGAAGGCAAAAAUCUUGCACUAUGGUUCUAUAAGUCUUAUUACAGAACCAUGCAAGUCCGCCCAUAUUGCAGCAGCAAAAGCUGCAAAGGAAGCUGGUGUUGUUUUAUCAUAUGAUCCCAACCUCAGGCUUCCGUUGUGGCCUUCUGCAAAGAGUGCCCGAGAAGGAAUUUUGAGUAUAUGGGAGACUGCUGAUAUUAUCAAGGUAAGUGAAGAAGAGAUUUCUUUUCUAACAGAAGGAGAAGAUCCAUUUGAUGAAACUGUCGUUCGCAAAUUGUACCAUCCAAAUCUUAAUUUACUACUUGUCACUGAAGGCCCCGAUGGUUGUAGAUACUACACCAAGGAGUUCAGUGGAAGAGUCAAGGGUAUGAAGGUAGAUGCCGUGGACACAACGGGUGCUGGGGAUGCAUUUGUAGCUGGAAUACUAUCUCAACUAGCAGUUGAUCUCUCUUUGAUUCAGAACGAGGACAAACUGAGAGAUGCACUUCUGUUUGCUAAUGCUUGUGGUGCUCUGACUGUGACGGAAAGAGGAGCUAUUCCGGCUUUGCCAACUAGAGAAGCUGUGCUGGAUGUCAUGUUCAAGUCUGUAGCAUAGAGUAUUCUACUGGAGAAUUGCUCAGUUCUCAUCAUCCAUGACAUUCUUUUGAUCCCGGUAGAAACAAUCGUUGUGUAACUCCUAACAUAUGUUUUGUGCACAGGUUAAUUCGGUGUAGUAAUUUUCAAUAUUCAAUAGCUUAUAUGUUGUCUU
Molecule: messenger RNA, 1523 nt
Organism: Rosa chinensis
Lineage: Eukaryota; Viridiplantae; Streptophyta; Magnoliopsida; Rosales; Rosaceae
Product: probable fructokinase-6, chloroplastic
Exons: 8
Coding region: 222-1370 (382 amino acids)
Biological process (GO): fructose metabolic process
Cellular component (GO): cytosol; chloroplast stroma
Molecular function (GO): fructokinase activity
Source: RefSeq, a predicted model, not a curated record